AUGUUCAAGCGCUCGUUCCGGUCCCAGGACCGAGUCGACAAGUCGGCGAGGCUCAAGAAGUCCACCAACACUACUACAUCAACCCGUGAUCAACAGAAGCUAUCGAAACUGCAGCAGUCGAUAGAGGACACCCUUCCCCAGAAGCGGAACCUCUCCUCGCCCAUCGUCACCCUGGCCGUGGGCAGGGAAGCUCGGCUGUUUGCAGCGCACGAGGAGGUCCUCAUGCAGUCCGCCUUCUUUGAGCGGGCCUGCCGGGAACAGUACCUCGAUGCGCAGAGCAAGCGCAUCUCCAUCCCCGACGAAGAGCCCGAGGUCUUUUCCGCGGUACUCGAGUAUCUCUACAAAGGCGACUACUACCCGCGUCUGCUCCACAACAAGCAGCGCAACGCCUGGGAGCUCGAGGACGCCGUCAAGUCCCCGGACCCCUCUGAAAAAAACCAGGCUGGCCGCGGAGCCGUCGAGCCUACAAUGUUCGUCCACAGCGUGGGCCAACACCUUCUGCGUGACACCGUCAUCUACUGCGCCGCGGACCGCUAUGGCCUCGAGGAGCUCAAGCGCCUUGCUCUUCGCAAGCAGGGCCUGCAGAGUGGAAUCGACGUCGGCACGAUCCUUCGGUCGGCCCGGUACGCCUACGACAACACGCCAGACUCGGACUCCCGCCUCCGCGCUCACUACCUUGCCCUCAUUAUUCGUUGCAGACGAACUUUUAAGAGGAGCGGAACCAUGCAGGCCGAGAUGGAAAACGGCGGCAAGCUCUUCUUCGACCUAUUCGUGGCCUUGUCCAAUCAUCUCGACGACGUCGUCGACCUGAAGAACUCUUCAAGUCCCCGCACUGUCUGA
Messenger RNA from Microdochium trichocladiopsis, 840 nucleotides. RefSeq lists its product as uncharacterized. The record is from RefSeq and is a predicted model, not a curated record. Gene Ontology annotation, molecular function: protein binding. Lineage: Eukaryota; Fungi; Ascomycota; Sordariomycetes; Xylariales; Microdochiaceae. The transcript has a single exon. Bases 1 to 840 code for a protein of 279 amino acids.